Osmia lignaria (orchard mason bee) is the source of this 1591-nucleotide messenger RNA. NCBI's taxonomy places the organism in Eukaryota, Metazoa, Arthropoda, Insecta, Hymenoptera, Megachilidae. The record is from RefSeq and is a predicted model, not a curated record.
UCCUCUGAACUAUUGUUAACCUGAAAGUAAGUCAAUGUUCCAUAAUGUCUUUUUUCAGAUACCUCAGAAUGAAGACGAAUGGAAAAUUGUAACGAAAGAUUACAACGAGAAAUGGAAUUUUCCAAAUUGCGUGGGAGCAAUGGACGAGAAGCACGUGUCUAUACAAGCACCACUAAAUAGUGGCACAGAGUUUUUCAAUUACAAAGGAUUUUUCAGCAUUGUACUGUCUGCUGUAGUUGAUGCAAAUUACAAUUUUAUUUAUUGCAACGUGGGAUGCCAAGGGCGAAUUUCUGAUGGAGGAGUAUUUCAAAACUCCAAAUUUAAUGAAUUGCUGACGAAUAUAAAAAUGAAACUUCCUGGUGACUGUGCUCUCCCGGGAAGGACACGUGAAAGUCCAUUUGUGUUCCUAGGGGAUGAUGCUUUUCCACUGACACGAAAUAUCAUGAAACCAUAUCCGGGGGUUCAUGCAAAAUUAUCCAAAAACAGAAUUUUUAAUUAUCGAUUGAGCAGAGCACGAAGAAUUUCUGAGAACGUUUUUGGCAUAAUAUCCUCCGUAUUUAGAGUAUUCAGAAAGCCAUUGUUAUUAGAGCCAGAUACAGCAACCAAAGUAGUACUAGCUGCUGUAUAUUUACAUAAUUUUUUAAGACGAAGUUCAUCAAAGAAUAUUUAUAAUCCCCCAGGAACAUUCGACAGUGAGUGUUCGAACGACGGACAUUUUAUUCCUGCUGCUUGGAGGGCAGAGUUAACAGAAACGGCUUUGUCAAGUUUUCCGACCGUAGCACGUAGAAGUUCAACAGAUGCACAAGAAGUAAGGGAGGAGUUCAAGGAAUACUUUUCGACAAUAGAAGGAGCCGUACCUUGGCAAUAUGAAAAAUGCUAAUCGUGUUUUACUUCUCUGGUUUAUUUUGUAAUAAUAAAAAAAUAGUAUUUUAUUGUAAACCGUGUGUAUAAUUACUUACCCUAUCUUCUGUAUUAACAGUUUUCCGUGGUCGAUUUUUGUCUUUCAAAAACUGCAUAUUUUUGAAGGCAAACCACUUCGACUUGUACACUUCAUCGGUGCCAGCACCAGACUUCAAACUUUUUUCUUCUUUUUUCACUUCUCUUGAAAAAUGGCUUAAUAGAUUUUUAAUUUUCCUAUCUAUUUCCUCUUUCGAUUCUCCGAAACACACCGCUAUUUCUGUUAAUGCAUCGUGCCUUUUAUUUCUGUCUUUAUAAGUUUUAUCGCGACAGUCCCAUAAGUUGGAACGAUUCCGAUACAUUUCUAUCAUCUGUAAAACUUUUUCUUGUGUCCAUUCCGUCAUUUUUCCGAAUUAGAAAAUAUGAAAACUUUUACAAGCUAACUGUCACGCGUCUAGAUUCGAAGACCGACUCUUGGCUUCGGCACGAUUUGCCGUUCGGCCAUGCGGUCCAAGCCGAAACGCAUGUCCAUACUUGCUCGGCAAUGCCGAGCGGCUUUGCCAAUCGGCAAAUGUCGACCCAGUGGGGACGCGGCUUAACGCUUGCGCGAUUCGUACUAUGACAUGAUAGUGAGGCCGGCCCUACGGGCCCCUAUACUAUGUGACGUAUCGAUGGCCUAAUCGAUCGGUUACAA